Tachysurus fulvidraco (yellow catfish) is the source of this 5684-nucleotide messenger RNA. It is a transcript of the gene arhgef28a, whose product is annotated as Rho guanine nucleotide exchange factor (GEF) 28a. NCBI's taxonomy places the organism in Eukaryota, Metazoa, Chordata, Actinopteri, Siluriformes, Bagridae. Gene Ontology annotation, molecular function: guanyl-nucleotide exchange factor activity. Gene Ontology annotation, biological process: regulation of Rho protein signal transduction. The record is from RefSeq and is a predicted model, not a curated record.
GAAACAGAAGUAACAAACAGUAGAGCAGCCACAAAGCAGCUACCAGGAAUAUCAGCUGUCUGAUUGAAAUGUCAAUGUAGCUCCUUUCCGGUAACCGUCACGACCUUCGUACUGCAAUAUCGUUUUGUUAAACCUCCCGGACGUCUCCUGCUCUGAGAUUAGAGUGUAAUGGUCUAAUGGAGCUGAACAGAGAUGAGAUCCCUGUUUAUGGUCAGGUGGAAGUGUGUGCAGUGCUGCAGGAUCCUUGGUCUGUUCAGGAAAAAGCUGAGUACUAUGUAUUAUUAAAAGGCUCGCAGAUCCACCAUGUCACCACAGCUCAGAGGAAGGAAAAGAGCCAUUUACUGAGCUUCACCAUACCUGGUCACAAUGUGGCAGAAAAGGUCUCAGUGCAGUUGUACUGCUGGGAUGAGAGCAGCAGCUGCAAUCAGCCAACCCUGAUGUCAGAGGAACUCUCACUGGAGUACAAACGGGACACUAUACAGGAAGUGGCUGAUCUCCUCAUAUCUGACCCUGAUAACUUUACAACAAGCACACAUGUAGACAUCCAGAGAAAAUUUUGUCCAGGAGACAGUAUCCAGCCGGAGCAGGACAGUUCAGAUAUGAAUGAACAGCAUGGCAUAUCAACACUAGAUGGAGAAAGUUUAAGACUCAAUAAAAUGAAAAAAGAAUCAGGGAGUCACAAUUCAGAGGAAACUCCUGAAUGUUGUGAACCUGAUCCUGGUGAAGGAUUCAAACUGGAGCCAUGCAGUGCGGUUGAUGUGAAAAUCACACAAGCAGUUUCUAACAUGUUCUCGCUGCUGGAGUGGAGCAACCAAAAGUCACAGGAAUCACAAGCUUUCCACCACACUGAGACCCCUCUGCACAUAGCUGUGCGUUUAGGUCUGUAUCACCUCACACUCUUCUACCUUCAUCAGUCUGGGGGUCAGGAAAUGGCAACACUGCCCAAUGAGGAAGGACACACUCCUGCUGAACUGGCCCAGAGCAGAGGCAAUGCAGCAAUUAUAAGUGCUUUAUCCAACCUUUUAGCUUGCAGAGAGGAGAGACCAGUGUGGAUGUCCCAAAUCUGGGCUGAUGAAUCACACCUCUUCAGGUCGUACCCUUUAACCAAUUCCUUCGUCCUGACGGUCAAACACACAGUUUAUUUUGAUCCCCAGAGGAGCAUCCAGCUCUAUAGGGAAAAACAAGGAUAUGUAGAAAGCUACGUCCAGGAGGCUGUUCUCACUGAGGUGGAAGAGAAAAGCAGACCGAACCAGACAGAUGACGCCAGUGAUGGAGGUCUGAGCAGCCGGACAAACGCAGAGGAUUGUGUUCUGCUGAACAGUGUUUUUGAAGAACAGCUUGUUCUUUCUCUGGAUGAAGACGAAGAGAAUCCCACCACGUAUAAUUCAGAAAAGUCAUUUUGCUCUCCUCCAGGUUCCAGCUCUCCACUCCAGAUUCAGUCUACGGACAUCACUGCUGCCAGAAUCACAGCCAUGCUCAACCGCACCGGAAAGAAUGAUGAGCAGCACAGAAAGUGCAACAUUGCCGCAGUGACUAAUGACAGCUCUACCACUGACACACUUCCUGUCGUCAAAGUGGAUUAUACGAAAGAGCAGCGACCGUUCUCUCGCACUUUCUCUCCACCCCUCACUCCUUUCUCCCACACUUCUUCAGCAGGACUGGUGUUGGAUCGGUUUCUUCGCAGCAGUUGCCACAACGAUCACGACACUCGCAACGCGGGAUCACUUGCAGAAUCCUAUGAAAUUAGCCCAAACCUCGUGGCCUUGGAAAUGGACAGUGAGGAGGAGGACGACGACAUGCUCAUGAAGAAGCCCCUCCCUCAGAUCUCGGCUGAAAACAAAGACAACGGAGAUAAACAGGACGGCUCCGAUCCGUCCUCCGACCUCGGCUGCACCCGCUCUCACUCUGCUUCCUCUGACUGUAACCAUGGCUACCAGAAGGAAUGCGCAGAUCAGGGAUUACGUCUCCGUUCGUAUUCUUAUUCCUCACCCAAACUCAGCCUGCUGCCCCCCCGCGCCAGCCGAGAUGCCCCGCGUCCUCCUUCUGACCUCAACCACGAUGGCGUCCUCACCAGCAACACCAGCGGCAGCAGAUCUCUCCUACAGGCUCUGUCUCUGUCUAAAUCUCUGUCUCUUCUCAAUCCUGUUAAGCAGCGUGCGCUGAGCUUAACCGAGCAGACGCAAGAGAAAAGGGAGUUAAGGUUCCGUAGACGCACUCAGUCAGCCGAUGACGAGUCCAGCGUCGAGCUGACUGAUUCGCUACAACACCUCACGCUCUCCGAAUUCCUCAAAGAAAUCGAAGAAGAAGGCUGGGAUAAAUACAUUAUUCCUUCCAAGACUGAGCCUGAGAAAUACAAAGUCAGCCGCACCUUCAGUUUCAUUAAAAGCCGAAUGUACAGCACGCGCAGCAAAAAGGGAAAAGCCAAGGAAAAGGAAGUGAAAGAAAAACAGAGCAGCGGACACCAAUUUGCAGCAGGUCCUGUUCUGGGGACCUCGGUUUGUGAAGUGUGUGACAAACCUGUCACUGGGAAGGAAACACUGCACUGCACCAAUUGUGCUGUUUGCGUCCAUAAGGGGUGUAAAGAUUCUGCAGCACAGUGCCUCAAGAAAGUGCAGGACAAAUACACAGUUUCUAUGAAGGCUCGAGCAGCGACACUCCCUCAAAACUUUGUAUUGCGUGAAAGCAUCACGUCUUCUCAGAUAUCCCCCUCAUCCUCCCUCCCUGUGAUGACUCCACGAGACAGAAGAGACGCCUCAACUCUGCCAUGCAAUCUAUCCAGGAGUGUUCCUCUAGUCCCAGAGUGGCUUGCAGAGAGCCCAGAGGGAGACAGUGAUCCCUCCUCCUGGAGAUCUCAUGGUCAGUCAGAGGAGCUCCAGCAGAACGUGGAAUCUUCCACCUCUACAGACUCGUCCCUGGUUGAAGACACAGUGGACGCUCCUCUGCAGAACAGCUUGGGGACAGACGCUCUGUAUUUGGAGGCAGAGUCAUGGAGUCUAGCGGUGGAGCCUCAGUUCUGUCAGAAGCAGGAAAAACGCACGAUCAAGAGACAGGACGUCAUCUACGAGCUCAUGCAUACAGAGCUACACCACCUGCAAACGCUGACCAUCAUGGCGGAGGUGUUUAGGCGAGGACUGCGGGAGGAGGUGGGCUUGGACGCGGAGGCUAUCGCUCGGAUUUUCCCGUGCUUGGAUGAGCUCAUCGUCCUGCACCGUGACUUCUUUUCCAUGAUGACAGAGCGCAGGAAUAACUCCACACAGCCUGAUAAUGAGAAGAACUACCUCAUUCACCAUGUGGGUGAUAUCCUCCUCCAACAGUUUUCUCAGGAGAAUGCUGAAAACAUGAAGCGGGUCUACGGAGAGUUCUGCAGCCGGCACAACGAAGCCGUCAGCUUCUUCAAGGAGCUCCAGCAGCAAAACAAAAGAUUUCAGCUCUUUAUUAAACAACAGAGCAGCAACUCGCUGGUAAAGAGGCGAGAGAUCCCAGAAUGCAUUCUGUUAGUGACGCAGCGCAUCACAAAAUAUCCAGUGCUUUUAGAACGGAUUCUUCAGUACACAGAAGACGGCACACAGGAACAUGCCGAUAUCUCUGCCGCUCUGUCUCUGGUGCGAGAGAUGAUUUCAGCAGUGGAUGUGCGAGUGAGUGAGCGAGAGCAGAGCCAGAGGCUGAGCGACGUUCUCGGCCGCAUGGAAAGCAAAAGCUUAGCCAGGUUGAAGAGCGGCGCUGCAUUUCGCAAGCACGACAUGACCAACGGCCGAACGCUGCUUCACCACGGCCCGCUGCUUUGGAAGACAGCCACCGGCAGACUCAAAGAUGUGCUGGCUCUGCUGCUGACUGAUCUACUGGUAUUCCUCCAGGAGAAGGACCAGAAAUACAUCUUUGCUGCUGUUGAUCAGAAAUGUCCAGUGAUCUCCUUGCAAAAGUUGAUCGUGAGGGAGGUGGCUAAUGAGGAGAGAGGCAUGUUCCUCAUCAGUGCCUCCUCCAGCGGUCCCGAGAUGUAUGAGGUGCACGCGGCAUCCAAGGACGAGCGCAACACCUGGAUGAGGCUUAUUCGAGAAGCAGUGGUGAUUUGCCAUGAGAAGGAGGAGGACACUGCAAGUGAGUCAGAAGAAGAGCGCAGAGCAGCAGAAGCCAAGAACCAGAAAAUUCAGAAGCUACAAGAGUCUCUCUACAGUCAUGACCAGCUGAUUUGCUCCAGCCUGGAGGAGAAGCUCCACAUCUAUGCUGAGCUCGCAGCCAUGGUGGGCCACAGAGACAUCAGCCCAGAGCCAAAGCUGCUGGUGUGCCCUAACACAGAAGAGCUCCCUAAUGCUGCUGUUCUGCUCAACGCUGCACUUAAAGAGGCGGAGAGUCUAAAAGAAGCUCUGUCAUUUCACUGUGGCUCCACCUCCUGUCCAGGUCCUCUGCUUGUGUCUGAGGAACAGAACAAUAGUGAUGCUACUCCUCAGCUAGAGGCUCCUGCUCCUGCGUCAUCUCCUCCUCCAGUGCCUGCCGAAGAAGAACCCCGAGCAGUGGAUACUGUAAGGAGCGAGGAAGAGGAGUCGAGAGGAGAAGACAGCCUCGAGCUCCAGCUUCGGAAUCAGAGCAGUGCAACUGACAAUCAUAAUAUGCACCUUAAGGUGUGUCAGAGCGUCCAGAGUUUGACCCAGUUGCUUUACAGUUUGCAGGCCGUGGUCACCAUCCAGGACAGCCGCUACGAAGUGCGUCGUCUCCUUCUUCUCCUGCUCUCAAGUUCCACCCAACAACGGAUCUCCCAGGGCUCCCUGCAGGAGCAAGAGCGUCAACGUGAGGCAGAGAGGCAGCGUCAGGAGCUGGCGCGGGCAACGCGGGAACGGCAGCAAUGGACCCGCGAGUGUCAGGCUCAGCAUCAGCGUUUUGAAGAGCGUGAAAUGGAACUGGCACAGCGUGAGCAACAGUGCCAUGAGGAGGCCCAAAGGCUGCAGCGCCAACGCGAAGAGCUGGAAGAGCAGCAGCAGGAGUACCAGCAGAGUCUGGAGAGGCUGAGGGAGGGCCAGCGGAGCGUGGAGAGGGAGAAGGAGAAGGUGAAAAUGCAGCAGAGAAUGACGGAAAGAUGGAAACAUGAACGCCAACACAAUACCAGCAUCAAGCUGGAAGGUCACCAAGGGUCAGGAGAUGAAACAAAAAGCUUCCAUCAUGGUCAUCACGGUGGCUUAGAUGAGGAUGGGUCUGUUUACGUAAACGAAGCAGUUUUUCUGGCUCCGUCCAUGAACAAUCGGCAUCUUCAUCACUACCAGCAUCAGUACCAGCAUAAUACUCACCUGCAUCCAGGUUACGUGGAUUCCCCCAGUGCCCAGAACAGUCUAAAUUCUCUGCUGGCUUUGUCCAAUCAUACACACCCUACAAUCAGCAUGCAAGAUGAGCCGUGGACCGAAGAUGUUGGUCCAGCAAGCCAUACUACCAGGACAGCAGGAGCCGUUGGCCCAGGGAUUUAUCAAGGUGAUGCCCUCUUGGUGACGCAAGUUGUUUCCAUGGAAACGGAGAACCAAGAUCCUGAGGGAGAGGAGAAAAUUGUGUAUCUCUAAGUUCAAGUCUCUUUCAUUCCAGAGCUCCUUGGACAGAAACAGGCUGCGAAGCAGGACUCCAGUUUGGUUGAGAAAUUGCACUGAUGCCGUAGACACAAAUAAUCAAUAGAUGGUGAAAGUUAAAGAUCAAAAUGGUUUUGUUUG